Trypanosoma cruzi is the source of this 1680-nucleotide messenger RNA. RefSeq lists its product as uncharacterized. Lineage: Eukaryota; Euglenozoa; Kinetoplastea; Trypanosomatida; Trypanosomatidae. Gene Ontology annotation, molecular function: RNA methyltransferase activity; RNA binding. The coding region runs from base 1 to 1680 and encodes 559 amino acids. The record is from RefSeq and is a predicted model, not a curated record. Gene Ontology annotation, biological process: RNA processing. The transcript has a single exon.
AUGCGGCGCGUGUUCGACGGCCGUGGUGGCACGAGAGCCAUUCCGUCACCGUGGACGAUGAUGGCAACCAAACCGACAAAUUGCACUCAAUCUCGUUGGCAAUCCUUCUUCGGCGAACACCGAGCAACGGCGCGGCAGUCAAGGCAGGCGUAUAGCCAUCCACUGGCGCCCAAAGACCCUGCCGCACGCAACAUCGUCAUUCCCGACGCUGUACACGCCAAGACUCGCUCCCCAAUGGCUCUUCCUGCUGAAGUGUUGCAAAAGCGAGCGCAGCGUGCGCUUCUGAUGCAGCUGCAACAGAACAUUGUUUGGGAGGGCACAGUCAUUGAUGAUGAGCGGCACGAAUUGAUUCAACACUUUGUUAGGCUUCGUCAGAACCCCAAGUACCGGUCGUCGAAGCAAAUGAUGAUUUUGGGGGGCCGAGAAGUACUACGGGAGCUCUUUGAGGAAGGGCAUACGCCGCGGCAUCUUCUUAUUCGCGGUUCACAGGAGGUUCCUUCAUGGGCGAAAAAGAAGGGUGUAGAAACAGAAAUUGUGCGUGUCGAUCGACACGUCGCGGAGGUCUGCGCCCCUGGCAACGACGGCUACAUUGGUGAUUUUGACAUUCCUCCACCUCCAGCGAAGGAAAAUCUUAUUGCAAACAAGCAACGAUUUGAUCGCAUUCUCGUGCUUGACAAUGUUGACGAUCCGGGUUUGUUAGGAACUUUACUGCGUGCUGCCGCUGGAUUUCAUUACGACGCGAUUAUCACAACCAAUCACUGUGCUGAUAUUUAUGAUCAUCGUGUGGUGCGAUCGGCUCGCGGUGCCCAUUUCCAGAAGGCGGUGCCGAUAUACACUCUUAAGGAAGAAGAUGGUGAUAACGUGUACGGUAUGUUGAAUCACAUUGUACAGCGAAACAACAUGUCUACUGUUUGCUUCACACCUAUUGAUGAUGACACGGAAAAGACGAACACUGGCAAGGCACCAAAUGUAGUGUUAAGCAGUUCAGUUGCUCAUGCGGGCACCUUUGAAAGGGAGGCACUUUCAGAGUACUGCCAUCGUUGCUUUACAACUGAGGGGACGAAGGGUCAGCUUCUCAUUGCUGGUCCGAAUCAUAAACGUAAUUCUUUGCGACGGUGGUCGAAAAGAAUUACCGGCCCUGUAACACAAUUGUUGCUUGAUGAAGUAACGCAGACGGAUUCUUUGGUUGCCCUUUCAGUUGUUAUUCAUGCUCUUCGACCGCAUGGGAACUGGGAUUAUCUUCCCACAAGCGAGCCGCAUGAUAGUAACACUGCCACCCUGGAGCUGCAGACAAUGAAGGCAAGGGUUGAUAUUGGCGCGGAUCGGCUGGAAUUGCGAGAAACGGACUUGAACCUUGACGAGGAGGAACAGGUGGAGAAGGCCCGAUUUAAGAAUGAGUGGAUGAAGUGGAAGCGGCUGCAGCGGGGAAAAAUGGGCGACUAUGAACGCUGGAUGGAGGCGGAAACGCAACGUGUGAGGGAAAUGGCAGCAAAUGAAAGGCGCCGGCAAAUAAUGCCUUGGGUGCGGCUGCGUUGGCGGCACCAGAAGGGGGCAGCGGGGUUGCCGCCUUCCGUGCCAAACAUCAUUGAUGAGUAUCGCAUGCCACUUGAUCGUGAUGCCCUUCGGGAGGAAAGAGAGACAAGUACGGGUUAUGUGAGGCCGGAGAACUAUGACCGGUAG